AUGGCGGUCGCGGCGACGCGCCAAUUCAACCGGCUGGUGGACGACGCGAGCGACCCGCGCGUGCUGAUCCAGGACGCGAUCCACGCCCAGGUGGCGGCGACGCCGGACCGGGUCGCCGCCGAGUUCCUGGGCGACGGCCGGUCGCUGACCUACGCGGCGCUCGCGGGCGAGGCGGCGGCGCUCGCGGCGCGGCUCUUCGCCCUGGGCGCGGGCGGGCGCGACGCGCUGGUCGCGCUCCAGGUGGUCAAGAGCGUGGAGAUGGUCGCGGCGAUCCUGGGCGUCCUCGACGCGGGCGCGGCGUACCUGCCGCUCGACCCGACGUGGCCCGCGGCGCGGCGCCUCUUCGUCUGCGACGACGCGGCCUGCGGGGCGCUCGUGGUCAACGGCGACGCGGCGGACGACGACGAGGCCGCCGCCGCGUUCGAAUCGCGCGGCCGCCUCGUCGCGCUGGCCGUCGGCGCGGCCGCCGCGGGCCGCGUCGGCGCGGCCGCCGCGGGCCGCGUCGCGUCUGCGCCGCGCGACAGCGACGCGGACCGCGCGCUGUGCUACGUCAUCUACACGAGCGGGUCCACGGGCGCGCCCAAGGGCGUCAUGAUCGAGCACGCGUCCCUGCGCUGUUUGAUGCGGCACGCGGAGGCGCCGUACCGCAGAGUCCUCGGCGCGUACGAGUCCCGCGCGCCCGAGCGGUGCGCGAUCGCCUUCAACUACGUCUUCGACGCCUUCCAGCAGUCCUACUUCUUCACGUUGGGGCUCUACGGGGGCACGUGCGUCCUCGUCCGCGACGGGCUCGCGCUCCUCGACGUCGGCGACGACCAGGGCAGCACAAGAGAGCGAAAUUCCCAACUUCAAAGGCUCCGAUCUCGGCCAGUUUCCACUUGCGACGACGCGCGCGUGACGCUCCUCUACGACGUCGCGUCGGUCCUCGCGCUCUACGAACGCAUGCCGGCCUCGGUCAAGCUCGUCCAGCAGGGCGGCGAGGCCAUGACCCUCGGGGUCGUGCGGCACGCGGCGACCAAGGUCCUCUGGAACUGGUACGGGCCGACGGAGGCGACGAUCAACGCGACGCGCCGCGACGUGCCGCUCGGCCUCCGCGGCGCCGCGCUCCGCCUCGACUCGCUGGGCAGGCCCCUGCCGAACGUGCCGUGCUACGUCGUCGACCCGGACGACGGCGCGCUCCUCGGCGCGGGCCCCUACGGCGAGCUGUGGGUCGGCGGCGUCCAGGCCGCGCGCGGCUACCUGAACCGGCCCGAGCUGACCGCGGACCGCUUCGUCGACGACCCCUUCCUCCAGCAGGUGCCGGGCGCCUACGUCGGCGCGCCGCGGAGGGCGUACCGGACCGGCGACCGCGUCCGGUGGCUCGGCGACGGCGAGCUCGAGUUCGGCGGCCGGCUCGACUUCCAGGUGAAGCUCCGCGGCCGCCGCAUCGAGCUCGGCGAGAUCGAGCACGCGUGCCGCGACGUCGACGGCGUCCUGGACGCGUGCGUCCUGCUGCGGACGGACGUCGGCGGCGAGCCGCGCCUCGUCGGCUACGUCUGCCCGUCCGCGCGGGCGCCGGCCGUCGCGGCGGCGCUCGAGGCGUCGUCGCUGCCGGCCUACAUGGUCCCCGCGGAUGUCGUCGGCGUCGACGCGUGGCCGCGGACGUCGUCGGGCAAGAUCGACCGGAGGCGGCUCGCGCCGCCCGCGCGCGGCGGCGCGCGCGGCGCGAGCGGCGCCGACGCGCUGCUCGACGCUGUCGGCCGCGCCUUCCGCGACGAGCUCAGGCGCGGCGACGUCCCCUGCGACGCGCCGUUCUUCGCGCUCGGCGGAAGUUCGCUCGGCGCCGUCCGCGUGCGGUCGCGGCUCGCGCCAGGGCAGGACAAGGGUGAUUCAACGCUCGCGCGCGACCUGUCCGCGGCGGUGCCCGCGGAUUUCCUGUUCCGGCACCCCUCCGUCGCCGAGGCCGCCGACGCGCUGCGGUCCGCGGCGCCGCGGCGCCGGACGGGCGCGGCCGCGCGCAACGCGGCCGCCGCGCGGCGCUACCUCCGCGAGUCGCUCGAGUGGCUCGCGACGCUCGACGCGGCCGAGACCGCCUUCGUGCGCGCCGGCGCGACGGCGCACGCGACGGCGAUCCUGGGCUGGGGCGCGCGCGCGGGCCCGCGGACGCGAUUCGGCGCCGGGUGCCGCGUCGGCCCCGGCGCGCUCGUCGGCCACGACACGUCGAUCGGCGCCGACGCGGUCGUCGGCGCCAACUGCUGCUUCGGCGGCAACGUCGUCGUGGAGCCGGGGGCCGUGGUCGAGGACGGCUGCGCGUUCAAGCCGGGCGUCCGCGUCGGAAGCCGCGCGGUCGUCCGCGCGGGCGCGGCGGUCGUCGCGGACGUCGACGCCGGGACGGUCGUCGCCGGCGCGCCCGCGCGGCCCCUCGCCGACGCGCGCGCCGACGACGACGUCGAGGACGUCGCGGCGGUCGUCGACGCGGCGUGCGCGGAGAUGGGCGCGUGGCGGCGCGAGCGCGCGCGCGGCUGGGCGCCCGGCGGCUUCCUCCGACCCGACGACGGCCGCGCCUUCGUCAUGGUCUGCGCCGGCGGCCACUGCGCGACGCUCGUCGGCGAGCUCCGCGACCAGGCGCGCGAGCCGUCGGCCGUCUACGACGACGACGCGCGCCGCCACGGCGGCCGCGUCCUGGGCGUGCCCGUCGCCGGGCCCCUCGCCGACGCGCCCGCGGACGCCGCGUGGGUCCUGGCGCUCGGCCAGAACGAGGCGCGCCGGGCGGUCGUCGCGCGGCACCCGCGCGCGGCCUGGGCGACGGUCGUCCACCCGACCGCGCGCGUCCACGGGACCGCGACCGUGGGCCGCGGCGUCAACGUCGAGCCCUGCGCCGUCGUCGGCGCGGGCGCGCGCCUCGGCGACUUCGCGCUCGUCGGCGCGCGCGCGGUCGUCGGCGAGCGCGCGGCCGUCGGCGACUACGCGUUCGUGGGAGGCGCGUCCGUCGUCGGCGCCGGGGCCACGGUCGGCGACGGCGCCGUCGUGGGCAUGGGCGCGGCCCUCCUCCCCGGCGCGAGCCUCGGCGCGGCCGCGACCGUCGCCGUCGGCUCGCUCGUCCGCGGCGCGGUCCCCGCGGGCGCCGCGGCCGCGGGCGUCCCCGCGGCCGCGCUCGGCGCCAUCGCCCGCACCCGGCUCGACUAA
This is a messenger RNA of Aureococcus anophagefferens, 3162 nucleotides long. RefSeq lists its product as hypothetical. NCBI's taxonomy places the organism in Eukaryota, Pelagophyceae, Pelagomonadales, Pelagomonadaceae. Gene Ontology annotation, cellular component: cytoplasm. The coding region runs from base 1 to 3162 and encodes 1053 amino acids. Gene Ontology annotation, molecular function: phosphopantetheine binding. Gene Ontology annotation, biological process: amino acid activation for nonribosomal peptide biosynthetic process; secondary metabolite biosynthetic process. The record is from RefSeq and is a predicted model, not a curated record. The transcript is spliced from 6 exons.